Molecule: messenger RNA, 1044 nt
Organism: Corythoichthys intestinalis (scribbled pipefish)
Lineage: Eukaryota; Metazoa; Chordata; Actinopteri; Syngnathiformes; Syngnathidae
Gene: maff
Product: v-maf avian musculoaponeurotic fibrosarcoma oncogene homolog F
Exons: 3
Coding region: 261-737 (158 amino acids)
Biological process (GO): regulation of transcription by RNA polymerase II; regulation of epidermal cell differentiation
Cellular component (GO): nucleus
Molecular function (GO): DNA-binding transcription factor activity, RNA polymerase II-specific; RNA polymerase II cis-regulatory region sequence-specific DNA binding
Source: RefSeq, a predicted model, not a curated record
AGAAUCCCACCUCAGAGAGCAGCGGACUAGUCAUUCCGGGAAAAGGCGGACUGACAUUUUGUCGCCAUAGUCGAGCCAGGCGGCUAAUUUGUCACAUUUGAGAACUACGAGACACCAAAGAAGCGUGAGCGAGUCGAUAACAACAGCCGAACGCCGGGGGAACCGUAUCAUAGAAGCGGAAAUUCGCCAAGUAAACCAAGAACAAAGCACCUGAAUCUGCGCCGACUGGUUCUUGGGGGAAACCCGAGGAGCGUGGAAUCAUGGCGACGGAGAGGAACAGCAAAGCCCUGAAGGUGAAGCAGGAAUGCGGCGAGAACGUGCCUUUCCUGUCGGACGGCGAGCUCAUGUCGCUGUCUGUCCGCGAGCUCAACCUGCACCUGCGCGGCAUGUCUCGCGAGGAGAUCCAGAAGCUGAAGCAACGCCGCCGCACCUUGAAAAACCGGGGCUACGCCGCCAGCUGCCGGGUCAAGCGGGUGUCCCAGCGCGAGGCCCUGGAGCAGCAGAAAAUGGAGCUCCAGCGGGAGGUGGACCGACUCGGGGCGGAGAACGCCGGCAUGAGGAAAGAGCUGGAGGGCCUGGGGGCCCGCCUGGCCGCGCUGCAGAGGUUCGCCAGGGGCCUGGAGGCCGGAGGGGGCAACCUGCUCGCCACCGCGCCGCGCCUCAACACCGCCUCCGUCAUCACCAUCGUCAAGAGUCCGCCGCAGGCUCAACCGCAGAGGGACCACGAGUCUUCCUAGGCUCUAGAAACCAGACUUUGGCACACACACACACACACACACACGCACAUACAGGCAAAACACACCGUGGAAAACAAUGACAAGGAUACCGGUAAGAACAUGAGUAAUAUGCCCACACGUCAUUAUUACGCCAGACCACUUGGGACCGGCCGAGCUUCAGUAGAAGUGCAUCAUGUGCGACAUGCUUAAAAUGCUCACGUACAGUACUAUGUCAAAGUCCUAAAAUGCAAUAAUCCAAUUCGGAUAGCUUCUGGAGCAAAUACAGGACUUGAAAAAAAAAAAACAAACAAAAAAACCAUUUUUAAAA